AGGAGCAACCGAAGAACAGAAGCACUGCAUUUCAGUUCAGUUGCUUAUGGCUUCCCCUAAAAUUGCUUCCCUCUCUUGGGGACAAAUGAAAGUUGAAGGCUCUAUCUUAUAUAAGGACUGCAAAGUAUGGCCAGGAGGCAGUCCAGCUUGGGAUUGGAGAGAAACAGGAACUGAGCAUUCUCCUGGAGUGCCUCCAUCGACUGUGGAGUACCUCGAGAAACAAGGCAUUGAUGUGCGAGUCCUCCAGUCUCACACAGUGAAGGAGUACAAUGCCUUGGUUGCCCAAGGCAUAAGGGUAGAAGGUGUCUUCCAUUCCACCUGCUGAUGGAGCCUACAGAGGAGAAUAAACCUCUGGGCAGCAAUGCCUCGAGUGCCUUCCAUUCUCCACAUCAGCCUCCACU
Molecule: messenger RNA, 401 nt
Organism: Rattus rattus (black rat)
Lineage: Eukaryota; Metazoa; Chordata; Mammalia; Rodentia; Muridae
Product: mth938 domain-containing protein-like
Exons: 2
Coding region: 47-325 (92 amino acids)
Biological process (GO): positive regulation of fat cell differentiation
Cellular component (GO): cytoplasm
Source: RefSeq, a predicted model, not a curated record